AUGACAUCUGGACAUGGCCCAGCAAGCACAGGAGAGAAGCUCUUCAUGAUGGUCACCCCCUUUGCUACGCGAUUUUCCUUCGAGAAGGUGAAGGUGGAAGAAGAUGAGAGGAGCCCGUUGUUACCAGAGGCACGCCGACUGGGCAAGCUGCUUUCUUCACCCAACGUCCCUGGCCCCCUGUUCUCUCCCGCUGGAGACCCAGACACUGGAUUGCCAGAGAAGCACCCAGGAAAAUGGGAUCUUCUACUGCCUCCCGGCCACAACCUGGAUUCCUGCAGCUAUUGCAUUAAGUACCUGACCUUCCUCUGGAACCUCUUGUUCUCUGUGCUGGGUUUGCUGAUCUUGGCCUUUGGGAUCUGGGGGCUCCUGGACAAGGAGUCCCUGGUAAGUGAGCGUAUAGCCCACCUGGGCUCUGACCCCAUGCUCUUCUUUGUCCUGGUGGGUCUGGCCGUCAGCACCAUCUCUCUGGCAGGCUGCAUGGGAGCGCUCUAUGAAAACACCUGCCUGCUCAAGUUCUUUACUGGGGGAGUCAUCGCUUUUGUCAUCUUGGAGAUUCUCGGCGGGCUCGUACUGUAUUCUCUGAGACACCAGAUCAAGGGCUCCCUGCAGAACACCAUGCUGGUGGCUGUCCUAAGGUACCAGGAUGACCCAGAUCUGAGAUUCAUCAUGGACGAAGUUCAGAUGGGCUUGCAAUGCUGUGGCGUGGAGUCCUACCAGGACUGGAAAAUGAACAUGUAUUUUAACUGCAGCUCCCCCGGUGUGCAAGCCUGCGGCGUUCCCGCUUCCUGCUGUCUGAAUCCCCUGGAGAACGGCACCAUCACAAACUCCCAGUGUGGCUUCGGAGCCCUCGGCAUGGAGGAGUUUGCGGCUCAAAGUAUCAUCUCCCUCGGCGGCUGCGCGCCCCAGCUGAGCCGGUGGCUUCACGGCCACGGGGGGGUGCUGAGCGCCUGCUUUGUGUUUCUGAUCCUGGUUGAAGUUGGAGGCUUCUUAUUGGCAACCAAGUUACUGGCAGACCUGGCAUUUGCCAGAGCGCGAGGGUGGCAGCCAGGGACUUGGUGA
Molecule: messenger RNA, 1059 nt
Organism: Emys orbicularis (European pond turtle)
Lineage: Eukaryota; Metazoa; Chordata; Testudines; Emydidae
Gene: TSPAN10
Product: tetraspanin 10
Exons: 3
Coding region: 1-1059 (352 amino acids)
Cellular component (GO): plasma membrane
Source: RefSeq, a predicted model, not a curated record